GGGGAAGCACGUGGAUGAUUUGAAUGAGAAUGGAAAGAAAGAAUAGUUCCUGAUAUGAAUGUGAAAAAUGGAAGGAAGAAAAAUGAACAGAGGGGUGAUGACAUUAGAAGUAGAAUAAGAGAGAGAGAGAGAGAGAGGAGAGAGGGUGGGAACGAGGAUGGGUGAGAGUGGGGACGAGGCUCUAACGCCGGCGGGGAGGCUUUUCCUGCAGGAAGAAACGAAGCAAGUGAUCCACUGUGUGAUAGGGCUGAAGAAUCCCAUCGACGUGGAGUUAGUGAAAUCGGAAGUGCGGAAGUCAACCAUGCUCCAACACCCGCGCUUCAGCAGCCUGAUGGUGAGAGACGAAAGAGGAGUGGAGCACUGGCGAGCCACCCAAGUGGAGAUUGAUCGGCACUUCCGCAUAAUCGAGGAGGCGCUGGGUGAGGAAGGGGAUGAACGGGCCAUCAACGGCUACCUUGCGGAACUAUCCAUAGACUGCGAUGGGCUUAGCAUGGAUAAGCCCCUCUGGGAAAUCCAUCUUCUCAUGGCCCACAACUGCCUUAUUUUCCGAAUCCAUCAUGCCCUUGGUGAUGGUAUUUCCUUGAUGUCCAUGUUCCUCGCCAGCUGCAGGAAACUCAACGAUCCCCAAGCUCUCCCUGCCAUCGCUUCUCCUUCAAAUACCUCUUACCCUCCCUUCAAUUUCUGGAAUCUCCUCGCCACUCUCUGGUUUUCUUUCCUCUUUGUCCUCGAUUUUAUCCUCAGGUGUUUCUGGGUUCGUGACCCCAGAUCCUCGAUCACCGGAGGCGCCGGCGUUGAGCUCUGGCCCCGCAAAAUUGCUACUGCCUCUUUCUCCCUUCAAGACAUGAAGACCGUCAAGACUGCCGUUAAUGCGACCAUAAAUGACGUUCUAUUUGCAGUUAUAUCGUGUGGGAUAUCUAGAUACUUGGACUUCCGAGCACCUAACGGGCUGCGAGACGGUGUUCAGCUGACAGGGUUAGCUAUGGUUAAUUUAAGAAAGCAACCAGGGUUGCAGGAAUUGUCCAAUUUGAUGAAAAGCAAUUCAGGAGCGAGGUGGGGUAACAAAUUUGGUAUGAUUCUGCUGCCAAUAUAUUACCACAGAAGCAACUUUUCAGAUCCUUUAGAAUAUUUGAAGAGAGCUAAGGCAACGAUUGACAGAAAGAAACGAUCUCUAGAGGCCAGUUUCUCAUACAAAAUUGGAGAUUUUGUAAUGUCCACCCUUGGUCCGAAGUUUGCUGGCCUUCUAAAUUACCGGAUACUCUGCCACACCACCUUUACAAUCUCAAACGUGGUAGGGCCACAAGAGGAGAUUAUGAUUGGAGGCAAUCCUAUAACGUUCUUAAGGGCAAACAAUUCUGCCUUGCCACAUGCGCUGAUUUUGAAUAUGGUGAGCUAUGCUGGAAGGGCAGACAUGCAAGUGCAGGUGGCCAAAGACAUCAUUCCUGAUCCUGAGUUUCUUGCCAAGUGCUUUGAGGAUGCAUUGCUUGAAAUGAAGGAGCAGGUUACGGCCAAAAUCGGGAAUAUGGAUGCGAAAGGAAAACUAAAGGUAAUGUUUCUUCCUUUUCCUGGUCAAGGACACUUGAUCCCAAUGGGUGAUAUGGCAAGAGCAUUCAGUGGAAGAGGGGUGAGGGCAACUAUAGUCACCACUCCACUCAACGUACCUGCUAUUCGGGGGACCAUAGGAAAAAGCUCAGAUUUAGACUCCGACUCGGAGAUAGAAAUUGUCAGCAUCAAAUUCCCUUGUGCAGAGGCUGGCUUACCUGAGGGAUGCGAAAAUACAGAGUCACUCCCCUCUCCAGACUUCAUACCCGCUUUCUUAAAGGCAACCACCAUGCUAGAGCCCCAAUUGGAACGCCUCCUUCUUCAACACUCACCACACUGCCUUAUUGCCAGUGCUUUCUUCCCCUGGGCAUCUCAUUAUGCAGCUACAUUCAAUAUCCCAAGGCUUGUAUUUUAUGGCACCGGUGUCUUCGCCUUGUGUGCUUCAGAAUGUCUGCGACUCUACCAGCCUCACNCUACAAUGCUGUGUCUUUUACCACCCAUAAUUUUUGCUAUUGUGCAGACCAUAAAUGACGUUCUAUUUGCAGUUAUAUCGUGUGGGAUAUCUAGAUACUUGGACUUCCGAGCACCUAACGGGCUGCGAGACGGUGUUCAGCUGACAGGGUUAGCUAUGGUUAAUUUAAGAAAGCAACCAGGGUUGCAGGAAUUGUCCAAUUUGAUGAAAAGCAAUUCAGGAGCGAGGUGGGGUAACAAAUUUGGUAUGAUUCUGCUGCCAAUAUAUUACCACAGAAGCAACUUUUCAGAUCCUUUAGAAUAUUUGAAGAGAGCUAAGGCAACGAUUGACAGAAAGAAACGAUCUCUAGAGGCCAGUUUCUCAUACAAAAUUGGAGAUUUUGUAAUGUCCACCCUUGGUCCGAAGUUUGCUGGCCUUCUAAAUUACCGGAUACUCUGCCACACCACCUUUACAAUCUCAAACGUGGUAGGGCCACAAGAGGAGAUUAUGAUUGGAGGCAAUCCUAUAACGUUCUUAAGGGCAAACAAUUCUGCCUUGCCACAUGCGCUGAUUUUGAAUAUGGUGAGCUAUGCUGGAAGGGCAGACAUGCAAGUGCAGGUGGCCAAAGACAUCAUUCCUGAUCCUGAGUUUCUUGCCAAGUGCUUUGAGGAUGCAUUGCUUGAAAUGAAGGAGCAGGUUACGGCCAAAAUCUGACUUAUGGAGAAAUUUGAUUUUGAUAAAUGUGAUAAAAUUACUGUAUGUGAAAUAUUGAGAUGCUUACGAUCACAGGCAAGUAAUUUAGAUUAUCACAACAUUUACUUAAAUGUUAUAUAGGACUUAAUUGUGAUACAUUCUGCUCUCUCUUAAGUUCCACACCGGUGGCAUAUGUAUAUUUGGGUUAAAAUCUGUUUACA
Vigna umbellata (rice bean) is the source of this 2904-nucleotide messenger RNA. Lineage: Eukaryota; Viridiplantae; Streptophyta; Magnoliopsida; Fabales; Fabaceae. The record is from RefSeq and is a predicted model, not a curated record.